UGCUCGACUGACUCACAGCAGCAGUCUCCCCUCUAGCCCUCUCUUAGACCACAUCUCUCUCUCUCUCUUUCCACCUACGUGCUAGAAUCCCGGUUAUCAUGUCGACCAGAGCUGUGAAGACCACCAGCUACUCCGUCAGAUCCUCCACUUCGUCGGGGAUGGGCGGGGGCGGAGGGUACAGCAGCCGCUCCUUCUCCGGGGGGCACGGGGCCGGGGGAGCCAGGCAGAGCUACAGUGGCCACAGCGCCUACGGCGGGGCUGGGGGCAUGGGCGUGGGGGGGUACAAGGUGGUCGGGGGAUACGUGGCAGGAAGGUCUGCUCAGAGAGGGGGCGGGGUGGAGUUUGGGUGCAUGGGUGUGGGGGGUGGCAUGGGGAUGGGGGGUGGCAUGGGGAUGGGGAUGAUGAAUGGAGGCUGCCAGCCCCCCAUCACGGCUGUCACGGUCAACCAGAGCCUGCUGGCCCCCCUCAACCUGGAGAUCGACCCCUCCAUCCAGAUUGUCCGCACCCAGGAGAAAGAGCAGAUCAAGGGCCUCAACAACCGCUUCGCUUCCUUCAUCGAUAAGGUGCGCUUCCUGGAGCAGCAGAACAAGAUGCUGGAGACCAAGUGGAGCCUCCUGCAGGACCAGACCACCACACGCUCCAACAUCGAUGGCAUGUUCGAGGCCUACAUCGCAAACCUGCGCAGACAGCUCGACGGUCUGGGCAACGAGAAGAUGCGACUGGAGUCCGAUCUGCACAACAUGAAGGGGCUCGUGGAGGAUUUCAAGUGCAAGUAUGAAGAUGAGAUCAACAAGCGCAACGAGUGCGAAAAUAACUUUGUUAUAUUAAAAAAGGACACAGAUGCAGCCUACAUGAACAAGGUGGAGCUGGAGGCGAAGCUUGACUGUUUGUCGGAUGAGAUUGAGUUCCUCAGGCAGAUCUACGAAGCGGAGCUGCGUGAGCUGCAGAGCCAGAUCAAAGACACAUCGGUCGUGGUGGAGAUGGACAACAGCCGUAACCUGGACAUGGACUCCAUCGUGGCCGAGGUCCGGGCCCAGUAUGAGGACAUCGCCAACCGAAGCAGAGCCGAGGCCGAGACCUGGUACCAUGCCAAGUAUGAGGAGAUGCAGAUGUCAGCUGGCAAGUAUGGGGAUGACCUGAAAAACACAAAGGCCGAAAUCUCAGAAAUGAACCGUAAGAUCAUGAGAUACCAGUCUGAAAUUGACCAAAUGAAGAAUCAGCGUGCUAACCUGGAAAAUCAGAUUGCUGAGGCAGAGGAGCGUGGUGAGCUGGCUGUGAAGGAUGCCAGACUCCGUGUCAGGGACCUGGAGGCUGCCCUCCAGAGAGCCAAGCAGGACAUGGCCCGCCAGGUGCGCCAGUACCAGGAGCUGAUGAACGUCAAGCUGGCCCUGGACAUUGAAAUCGCCACCUACAGGAAGCUGCUGGAAGGAGAGGAGGAUAGACUGUCAUCUGGAAUCAAGACCAUCAAUGUCUCCAAACAGAGUUCCGUAAACUACAAUUCCUACCCAAAGGAGAGCACCCGCACCGCAUCCUACAACAGCUCUAGCUUUGGUGGAUUCAAAGCCAGCCCCUCCCAAUUAGUCCGCUGUAACUUUGAUGCAGUCAAAGUCAGCCCCCCCGAAAUAGUCAGCUGCACCUUUGAUACAGUCAAAGUCAGCCCCCCCGAAAUAGUCAGCAGUACCUUUGAUAACCACAAGGGGGAGUUGAAGAGCAGUGUGGCGAGCCCCAACAGCGUCACUGUCAGCAGCAGCAGCAGCACCACCACCGUCACCAAAACCACCAACGUUGUCAUCAAGACCCUGGAGGCCGAAGAGUCCGUGGGAGAGUUGGAGGCGCCUGAGAUAACACCUGACGCCGUGGAGGAGAAGGAAGAGGAGGAAGAUGCGGAGGACGAAGUGAAGGACGAGUGAAGUCGACGACGGAUCUCGCUCAAGGCUUUUCUCUCUCCAUUCAGUUUCUGCACGCUUCUCCUGUCAUAGGCAUUUUGUUACAGGAGUUACUUGACUCCAGAAUUGGCAACGUUUCAAUGAGCCUCUGUCUCUGUGUUGAAUCACUGCCUUUCAUAAACGUGCCUUUUAGAUUCCAUAUCAAACCUCGUACCCACCCUCCUAUCCUCCCCCUAACCCUAAAAAAGAUUGUGGUGGUGAGAAGUUUAGUAAUGUGUUUUCUGGUGUUUGUUACGAGGUUUUCCACUGUCAAUGUAGUCUCAUUCACUGUGGCGUACGUUUUCUGCUGUUUGUUUCUGCUGUAGCACCAACACAGACAAAACAUCAACACGAAUAAUUUGGAGUUGUUCCAUUAUGCAGUAUCUCUGUAAUGACAUCGAUGAGUUAGACCUACUGCACUUGAAAGUCUGAAAGCUGAAUGUCUGUGUAGCUAAUUCUGUGUGUCUCAAUUACAUCAAAAGAGCAUUUAUGGUCAACGCUGUCGGUGACUUUUUUCAGCAAUAAAACUACUUCAACACUUAAA
Messenger RNA from Osmerus eperlanus (European smelt), 2469 nucleotides. Its product is annotated as keratin, type II cytoskeletal 8-like. NCBI's taxonomy places the organism in Eukaryota, Metazoa, Chordata, Actinopteri, Osmeriformes, Osmeridae. Bases 99 to 1910 code for a protein of 603 amino acids. Gene Ontology annotation, cellular component: keratin filament. The record is from RefSeq and is a predicted model, not a curated record. Gene Ontology annotation, biological process: keratinization; intermediate filament organization. The transcript has 9 exons. Gene Ontology annotation, molecular function: structural constituent of skin epidermis.